UUGUAAACUACGCCGAGCAAAAGGGAAAACAUGCGGCAGCUACUGUGUUUAAGGUUGACCGGAAACGAGUGCGGGACUGGUGCCAAAACAAACAAAAACUAAAAAACAUUUCUAAAACAUCAAAACGCUGUAAGGGAGGAGGAAGGUCAGUAAAAUUCCAAAAUAUUGACGUCCAGGAAGCUGAGGAUGUACUGGAAAAUUUAAUGGGAGGUGCAGUUGAACUCGGUGAAAGUGAAAGUGAAUCCACCGGAAGUGAUGAUGACAGCGAGUUAUUUUACGACAUCGAAUUAGAGGCGCGUAACAUGGAACGGUUUACGGUAGUUUACUUUCAUUCGCACGGUUUCUAUGUUACUGGUGGCCAUGUCCUUGGAGCGGUGAAAAUGGACAAAGAAAAUGCAAAGAGCUAUCAACUGCGAAUCCGAAUGGAAAAAUCGAUCCCAGUCAAAACCCCGACCACAAAAGAGAGAAAAAUCCAGUAUUAUUUAAACAAAAGAAAAGCCUUGAAGGAAAAUGACCAGGUCUAUUCAGAAAUUAAGAUCCAGGAUGCAGCUAGAAAGAGGCUAUACAGAAGUCAACUAUCCUCUGAUCAAAAGAAGAAAAAUGCAGAAUUCUCCAAAAUCCGUAUGCAAAAAAUGAGAGAGAGGAAGAGGUUGGAGGGAAAAUUGCCAACCUCGCAAGUGAAAACAAGGAGGGAGCGGGAAAAAUUAAGAAGUGAGUGGAGAAGCGCAAAACAAAAGCAAAGAAGUAAAAUGACACCACAGGCAAAGAGACGAGAAUUGGAAAGAAGGAGAGAGAAGUACCGAAUGUUGAAAUUACAGACAACUACUAAACAUUCGGCAUCAACAGCCGCAACAUCUGACCAAGACGACCCAGAUACAUUUGCAGACAAAAUUCAAUCUGACAUUCAAAAUGCGACCCCAAGAAAAAGAGCUGUUUUGAAACACAGGGGAAUCCUAAACUCUCCAAAAACCAAACAGUCAAACAGUGUAAACACAAGAAUUGUCAGAAAUCUGACAUUUUCUUUGAAGAAGAUGAAAAGGGAUCAAACUGCAAAGGGACGCAUGAAAUACCGUUGGGUGGUUAAGUCAAUUGCAGACAAAUAUAUCAAGGAUCAUAAAAUGCGUUUAGCAUUAGAUAUUGGGUGGCAUUUUUGGAGAUCAGCAUCACUCUUGGAUGAAGAAAGCCUGUAUGAAAGAAAAGGAGCUCAGGUAUCAGCUGAAAGGAACAAAUCAGUUGAAGAUUUUUACCUUGAGGAAUCCACAACUUUACCUGGAAAGCGCACCGUAAAUGCAAAAACCCUUGUACAGAAAGUUGUUCUGAAUAAGACCACAGCAAAGCUUCACAAAGAAUUCCUGGCAAAAAAGGGUAAGAAAGUAUCGCUCAGUACUUUUCAAAAACUUCGUCCGAAACAGUGUUUGACAGUUUCUAGGACCAAGUUCAAUUCCUGUUUAUGCGAGUACUGUGCCAACACGGAGCUGAAACUCAGUGUUUUAAAGGAAGCUGCAAAACAAGAAAAUCUCACAAUGACCAUCAAUGACAAAUAUGACUUGUGUAGUGCCAGUAUGUGCACAAAAACAAAGGCAUUUAACGACUUGGAUUGUGUUCGCCGGACCUGUGAUCAGUGUGGUGUGUUCAAGCUUGAGGAAAUGUUUGCUCCUUUGUCAGAGAUACACAAACAACUUAAAUGGAAAAAAUGGGAAAAUGGUUCAGUUUAUAGCACUAGUAAUGCUGGAAAGACUGUAAAACGGAAGAUACUGGUCGAAAAGUCUGGGUCAGUCCAGGACUGCAUUUCAGAGAUGGUAGAAGAGGCAGCCAGUUUGACAGAGCAUCUCUUUGUGGCCAGAUGGCAAUUUAAUGCUUUCCGUCAGUUGAAAGAGUCACUGCCAGAAAACAUGCUUUUAACAGUAGCUGAUUUCUCAGAAAAUUAUAAGUGUGGCUAUCAAGAUGAGAUUCAGUCAGCCUAUUAUUCUUAUCAGCAAGUGUCCUUGCAUCCAGUCGUUGCCUAUUACAAAUGCCCCACUUGUAAAAGUUCAACAGUAGAGGAGUCUGCAGUAUUUAUUUCUCCUGAUAUCAAACAUGAUGCUUAUGCUGUGAACCAGUUUAAUAAUCAAAUGAAACUUCAUAUCCAGGGACGAGGGGUUUCAUUCACCCACGAAGUACAAUUCAGUGAUGGGUGUGCCUCACAAUACAAAUCAAAGAUCCCUUUCCAUAAUCUGUCAGAAAGAGGAAUAGAUGGUAACAUCUUUGAAAGAGGGUAUUUUGGCUCUAGACAUGGCAAAGGUCCUUGCGAUGCUCUGGGUGGAGUUGUAAAAAAAGCUGCAGAGCUUUAUGUUAGAAGUCGGCAAGGCAUUAUUCAGAAUGCUCAAGAUUUUUACAACUUCUGCAAGGAAAAUAUGACUAUUGACAAAAAUGGAGAGUGUGAGCACAAAAAGAGAGUGUUUUUCUAUGAGGAAACAAUCAAGAGGUCAGAAACCACUCCAGCACUGAAGACAAUUAAAGGAACCCAGCAGUUGCAUUCUGUGAGGUCAGUUAGACCAGGCGUCAUUAAAGCAAGAAAGCUCAGCUGUUUCUGCACAGGUUGUUUGAAUGGUGGGAAAGAACAAGAGGAAUGUCAAAAUCAUCUUUUUGUUGAACAAUGGGAAGAACACAAUGUUGUGAAACAGGCAACUGCAAAGAAAGUAAAACUUUCAAAGAAAAUGCAAGGAAGGAAAACAACAAAACCAAGUGGUUUGAAAACUGACCAAGAAAAAUCAGCAACAGGAAAACAAGAACAAAAUGGAAACCUAGAUGAAACUGUGCCUCAUACAGAAGAUGGAAUCAAUACCAAAAGAGCAAGGAAAGAACUGAAAUGUUUGACAAAGGGAAAGAAAUAUGGAACUAGAAGAAAACAAGAACAGGAUGGAAACCCAGAUGAAUCUGUGCCUCAUACAGAAGAUGGAAUCAAUACCAAAAGAGCAAGGAAAGAACUGAAAUGUUUGACAAAGGGAAAGAAAUAUGGAACUAGAAGAAAACAAGAACAGGAUGGAAACCCAUAUGAAUCUGUGCCUCAUACAGAAGAUGGAAUCAAUACCAAAAGAGCAAGGAAAGAACUGAAAUGUUUGACAAAGGGAAAGAAAUAUGGAACAAGAAAAAAACAAGAACAGGAUAGCAACCCAGAUGAAUCUGUGCCUCAUACAGAAGAUGGAAUCAAAACCAGAAAAGAAAAACAGGAUGGAAACCAAGAUGAAUCUGUUCUGCAAACAGAUGAUGAGAGGAAAACCAGGAGAGAAUAUUUUAGAAAAAAACUGUUCAACUUGCAGACUGCUGAUGACUUUGACAUGUUGCAAAUGAAGUGUGUAUCUUUAAAUGAACAGUUAACCCAAACAUAUCCAUCGAUAGGGGUUGAUUCCAGUGUGAGUGCUGUAAACAACAAACUUGUUGCUGACAAGGUCGCAUUAGGGCUUUUGCCUGUUGAUGAGCUGGAUGAAAGGUACCAUCAGUGGAUUCCAGUAAAAGUUGGAGCGGAUGGAAACUGUUUUCCUCGAUCAGCCAGUGUAGUGGCAUUUGGGGAUGAGCUUGCUCAUGAGGAAAUGCGGACCAGGAUUGUUAUAGAAAUGUGCAUGGGAAUUGACGAAUAUACCAACAACAACUUUCUUAACAAGGGUAUAAUUUUACCUACAAACGAAGCUAAACAUCUACUUAAUUCCUACACAAUGUUCUCCGAAAUGUACACACCAGGGGAAAAAAUAACACCACUUGUAGCAAGAAGAAUUUUUGAAUGGGAGGCUAUGAAUGUAAGGGCAGGUGGAUCUUACAUGGGCAUUUGGCAAAUAUUUGCCCUAUCAUCAGUGUUGAAUUGCAAUAUUAUGUCUUUGUAUCCCAAAUGUGGUGCGGCUCUUCCCAGAUGCAUACUUAAUCGCACAAUCAUUCCCAGGAAGAUUGUAAACAGGGAAAAUGGCACCAAAACUGCUCUGUUCUUGUGGACGUCAACACGAAGUGAUAUGGUGAUGGAAAACUGGAUCCCAAAUCAUUUUGUCCCACUGGUCUCUGCCGUGUCUCAACCCGAAUCAAAUGACACUCUUUUUGACGAUGAAGACGUCAGUAUAUCCUUGGAGAACAGCAUGCUUGAACAUUUACUGCAAUCACUUAAUGAUGAGGUCAUUACCCAGUUCACCCACGCUCUAACUGAUCUGAACCAGUCUACUGCUGUUGUUGAGGGCAUGCCUCUGGCUCCGGAAUCCACAGAUGAUACAUCUCCAGGAGACCAGUCCAGCAUCCCAGUCGAUGAGGUCAUUACCCAGUUCACCCACGCUCUAACUGAUCUGAACCAGUCUACUGCUGUUGUUGAGGGCAUGCCUCUGGCCCCGGAAUCCACAGAUGAUACAUCUCCAGGAGACCAGUCCAGCAUCCCAGUCGAGUUUACUGUUGGUACAUAUGUACAGAUAAAGCAUGGCAAAAUUUUAUUGCCUGCUGUGGUGGAGAACUGGCCGUGGGUAAGAUUCUUCACCAAGAAGAGACAACGAUGGUUACCCAAUGAGGUAACCCACACUGUUAUCUUUGAUGACGUUGUCAGGGUUCUUGAUCCCCCAGCCAUAGAGGUCCAAGGAUCGGUGAUGCCCUUCCUGGUGAUGGUGAAACCAUUGUCGAUCAGAGUACUUGACCUUGCCAUCAACGUGGAUAUUGUCGAG
This is a messenger RNA of Pecten maximus, 4667 nucleotides long. RefSeq lists its product as uncharacterized. Lineage: Eukaryota; Metazoa; Mollusca; Bivalvia; Pectinida; Pectinidae. The annotation marks the transcript as partial. The record is from RefSeq and is a predicted model, not a curated record. The transcript has 8 exons.